AUGGUGAAGAUCUGCUGCAUCGGCGCUGGCUACGUGGGUGGCCCGACGAUGGCGGUGAUCGCGCUCAAGUGCCCGGACGUGGAGGUGGUGGUGGUGGACAUCUCCGAGGCUCGCAUCGCCGGCUGGAACAGCGAGCGCCUCCCCAUCUACGAGCCCGGCCUGGACGACGUCGUCAGGCAGUGCCGCGGCCGCAACCUCUUCUUCAGCACCGACGUGCAGCGCUACGUGGGCGAGGCCGACAUCGUGUUCGUCUCCGUCAACACCCCCACCAAGACCCGCGGCCUCGGCGCCGGCAAGGCCGCCGACCUCACCUACUGGGAGAGCGCCGCGCGCAUGAUCGCCGACGUCUCCCGCUCCGACAAGAUCGUGGUCGAGAAGUCCACCGUGCCCGUCAAGACCGCCGAGGCCAUCGAGAAGAUCCUCGCCCACAACGGCCGCGGCGUCCGGUACCAGAUCCUGUCCAACCCGGAGUUCCUCGCCGAGGGCACCGCCGUGCAGGACCUCUUCGUGCCCGACCGCGUCCUCAUCGGCGGCCGCGAGACCCCCGAGGGGCAGGCCGCCGUGAAGGUCCUCAAGGACGUGUACGCGCGCUGGGUCCCCGAGGACCGCAUCAUCACCACCAACCUCUGGUCGGCCGAGCUGUCCAAGCUCGCCGCCAACGCCUUCCUCGCGCAGCGCAUCUCCUCCGUCAACGCCAUCUCCGCGUUGUGCGAGGCCACCGGCGCCGACGUCACCGAGGUGGCCUGCUCCAUCGGCAAGGACUCGCGCAUCGGCCCGCGCUUCCUCUCCGCCAGCGUCGGCUUCGGCGGCUCCUGCUUCCAGAAGGACAUCCUCAACCUCGUCUACAUCUGCGAGUGCUACGGCCUCCCCGAGGUGGCGGACUACUGGCGGCAGGUCAUCGGCAUCAACGACUACCAGAAGAGCCGCUUCGUCAACCGCGUCGUCUCCUCCAUGUUCAACACCGUCGCCGGGAAGAAGGUGGCCGUGCUGGGGUUCGCCUUCAAGAAGGACACCGGCGACACGCGCGAGACGCCGGCCAUCGACGUGUGUCGGGGCCUGCUCGGGGACAAGGCCGUCGUCAGCAUCUACGACCCGCAGGUGACGGAGGAGCAGGUGCGGCGCGACCUCGCCAUGAACAAGUUCGACUGGGACCACCCGCGCCACCUGCAGCCCGUGGGCGAGCCCGCCGAUCAGCCCGUCGCCGUCACGUCGGACGCGUACGAGGCCGCCCGCGACGCGCACGCCGUCUGCAUCCUGACCGAGUGGGAGGAGUUCAGGAGCCUCGACUACAGGCGCAUGUACGACAUCAUGCAGAAGCCGGCUUUCGUCUUCGACGGCCGCAACAUCGUCGACGCGGAGAAGCUCCGGGACAUUGGAUUCAUCGUGUACGCCAUUGGCAAGCCGCUUGACCAGUGGCUCAAGGACAUGCCAGCAGUCGCCUGAGAGGCGAUGAACGCUGAGUCACUGUUAUAUAU
Hordeum vulgare subsp. vulgare (domesticated barley) is the source of this 1475-nucleotide messenger RNA. RefSeq names its product UDP-glucose 6-dehydrogenase 2. The transcript has a single exon. Gene Ontology annotation, molecular function: UDP-glucose 6-dehydrogenase activity; NAD binding. Gene Ontology annotation, cellular component: cytosol; nucleus. Gene Ontology annotation, biological process: glycosaminoglycan biosynthetic process. The record is from RefSeq and is a predicted model, not a curated record. Lineage: Eukaryota; Viridiplantae; Streptophyta; Magnoliopsida; Poales; Poaceae. Bases 1 to 1443 code for a protein of 480 amino acids.